AUGCGCACCGUCGCCCACAAUGAGGACAUCCAGCGACGCAUCCGCUUCCUUAUCCAGCGCCAGCACGACCACGAGAAGCAGUGGUGGACGGGCCGAGAAGCGCUGCUUCAGAAGCAGAGUGCGAGGAAGGAGAAGAAGAGGGAGUUGGAUGAGGUUUUACGAUCAGUCGGCGCGCCGGUUGACGAGAAGGAAGUUUCUACGGCCGAAGAAGACCUUGCCGAGAUCCGCAACUACGAUGUCAAAGUGCAUAGGGCAGCGAAGCAGAUGGCUGACGCCAUGAUGAUGGAGCUGAAAGCAUUAGAUGUGCCGUUCUUCUGCAUCAACAAAAGUCUUAUUGCGGGCGAGACUGUUAGCCAGAAUCAAGGACAUCGAGAUUCCUCUGGACCCACUCCUGGUACACAGGAUAGACAGGGUCGCCUGUCCAGAGAUGAAUUGUCGGCCCUCCAGCGGCGGAUGUUGGAGUUGCUACAGGAUCUCUGCAAGGAAUGA
Aspergillus nidulans FGSC A4 is the source of this 489-nucleotide messenger RNA. RefSeq lists its product as uncharacterized. Lineage: Eukaryota; Fungi; Ascomycota; Eurotiomycetes; Eurotiales; Aspergillaceae. The coding region runs from base 1 to 489 and encodes 162 amino acids. The record is from RefSeq and is a predicted model, not a curated record. The transcript has 3 exons.